Molecule: messenger RNA, 2203 nt
Organism: Seriola aureovittata
Lineage: Eukaryota; Metazoa; Chordata; Actinopteri; Carangiformes; Carangidae
Exons: 12
Coding region: 135-2099 (654 amino acids)
Cellular component (GO): nuclear envelope
Molecular function (GO): zinc ion binding; nuclear export signal receptor activity
Source: RefSeq, a predicted model, not a curated record
CACGUAAGUCACAUGACAGGUUGCAGUAAAAGCAUUUUAAAGGCUAUUUGAAGCUUUCAAACACUUAUGGUUUUAACAUUACAAGGAAUAAACCUUUAUGCGGACCCUUGCGUGUAUUGUAGGUGUCGACAACAAUGGAGAAUGGUGAGGAUGGUAAGACAGGUGAAUCUGAGCCAGUUCCUCAAACACAACAGCUGUGCCGUUUCUUCUCUCAAGGAAGAUACUGCAGUUAUGGGAAGAAAUGUAAAUUUCUACAUGUAAGAGAUGACGCCAGUGCUCAUGAGAAGAAAACAAUCAGGACAUUCAGCCAGUUAGAUGUUACACCUCCUCCAGCUAAUAACACCAGGGCUGCCCCAGCAGCUGGCCGCCGCCCCUGUCGCUACUUUAUCUCCGGCCACUGCUCUAUGGAGGACAGAUGUCGCUUCUGGCAUCCACCACAGAUCCCCACAGUGGACAACAUGCCUGUCUCUGGCAAUCAAACGAGACCCGCCCAGAGGAUGCCACCAGUACCCCGCCCCAGCAUCCUCCAGGAGGUCAAACUCUGUGAUCUAACAGAGGAUCUCGCCAAUCAGUUACGAGACACAGAGAUCAAGCAGUUGAAGAAGCGUUUUCCCAAAGACCAGCUGAUUGUUCAGGAACGAAGUGAUGGCAAACUUAUUUAUUACAGGGCGACUGUACAAGCCACUGAUCCAGACUGGCCUUUUGAUCUGAAUGAGAUUGACAUCAUGGUAAGCUUCCCAGGCAAUUACCCACAGGAGAUUUUCACAUUGGAUAUACCAUUGGAUCAGGAUCUGCCACCAGUAAUGGCAAGACAUGUACAACAAGCAUCUUUGGACUGGCUUCAGGCCAAGCAUGCAACCAAUCAGCUUCUGGGAAAGAUAGAACUGCUCUUCCGCCCUUUUCUUCGCUGGCUGGAUCGCAGUUUGGAGAGACUGUUCACUGAGGGAGCCAGGCAGUUGAAAAAAGACGUCGAUUUAGAAAAGGCUGGACUGCAGUUUAUACCGUACCAGGAGCUCCAGGCAACAGUGUGCGAAAAAUCAGAGAAUGAUCACUCCUCUGAUCCUGCCUCUGACACCGCUGCUGCUGCAGAUGCAGAUGAGGAUGCCAGUACUGAGGGAAAACUGGAAAAGCGAGAAUGUGAGAGGUCAAUGGAGGGAGGAAAGCUAUUGCAUCCAGGCUGCGAUGAAGAGCAGCAGCAGGAGGAGGAGGAAGCUAGUCAUCUGGUGGAGAACAUUAAGAUCAGUGAUCCCCGCAGAGGCACAGAGGUGAAGGUGCUGGGACUGAGGCUGGGAGAGAACACAGCCACUGUAGUCGCCCAACAGAUUACAGUUUGUCUUCAGUGUAAUAGGUGUAAGGUAACUGCAGACCUGACACUCACUGGAAGGACAGCCUGCACCGCUCAGUGUGAAAAGUGCAAUGCAAGCAUCAAUGCUGCAUUCAGGCCCUGCAUGCUGCACCAUUACAGUGAUAUCCUGGGAUACCUGGACCUCCACAAUGCUGCACCUGCUGACCUCGUGCUUCAGGACUGUGAUCUCGUUUUGGGCUGCCUCUCCUGCUCCAAGGAGUGCCCUGUGCAGAACCUUUCCUAUGGACAAACAAAAGAGUUUAAUUGUGAACACUGCCACAGCAAACUCAGUAUCCUGGCUGAGAGCACAAGAUUCCAGUAUAUUCAGCCACGCACCAACAAAAUAGGUUCAAGCACUGUUAAUUAUAAAACAGUAAGAGACCCUGCUGUGCAAAAGGGGAAGCCACUGCCGGAAAAAGGAACAUGCAAACAUUACAAACAGAGCCAUCGCUGGCUAAGGUUUCCCUGCUGCGGCCGGGCGUACCCCUGUGAUGUGUGCCACGACGAGGACCAGGAUCACCCCAUGGAACUCGCCACCAGGAUGAUCUGUGGCUACUGUGCCAAAGAACAGCCAUACGGCAAUGGAAAGUCUUGCAUCAGCUGUGGCAGCAUGAUGACGAGAGGCGCACGCAGCAGCCACUGGGAGGGAGGACUGGGAUGCAGAAACAAAGUGAAAAUGAGCAGAAAUGAUCGACAAAAAUAUGUCAACACCAACAAAACGGUUUCAAGGAAGGCAGCCAGUGAAAAGAAGUAGCUGGUGAAAAAGAGCACGAUUGCAUUAAUUUGUGAUUUAUGAUACAUGAACCAUGGUUUCAAUGAAAUUUUGUAUUUGCCCAAUAAAUCAUGUUGUUAUGAUCA